Puccinia graminis f. sp. tritici CRL 75-36-700-3 is the source of this 2330-nucleotide messenger RNA. RefSeq lists its product as uncharacterized. NCBI's taxonomy places the organism in Eukaryota, Fungi, Basidiomycota, Pucciniomycetes, Pucciniales, Pucciniaceae. The record is from RefSeq and is a predicted model, not a curated record. The coding region runs from base 50 to 2227 and encodes 725 amino acids. The transcript is spliced from 2 exons.
CCAAAAAAUUGAUAACUCGCAAUGGCAAACGACCCCCAAUGUCACAACCAUGCGGGAAGAGGAUAGCGGCCAUCAAAAUGAAAAAUCCGAUCAGGAGACAAGCGUGACCUCUUCUUCUUUUCCCACUGAGACCUCUGCAAGCAGCGCAGCCAGCAAGAACACUUUCGGAAAGUAUCCAAAGUAUCAAACCUCACAAGUCUCUUCUUCCGGUGGAGAAUCCGGAGACAGUAUCAGACAGACUCCUCCCCUCUCGGGUGUAAUUCCAACUAUCAACAGUACUUUGUCCAACUUGACCUCUCUCAGCGGUGUUUUCCCCUGCCAAGUUGCGGCGAACUCAAAAGGAUCAAAGACUCCUUCAAUCCCUCAGAUUGGGUGCCAAAAUUCCAGUGACCUUAAUUCGGCUACGCAGACAGGUAUUACUAUUGGUAAUCUUAAAAGCCCGACGGCUUUGCAGCAGAGCUCUCAAACCUCAUCUGGAUAUUCUUCAAAAGGUGACCUCAGUCACGUUAAGCCUCUCCCAAAGAAUGGCGGAAAGCUGAAUUCUGGGCAGGAUUACUAUAAGAGUACUUUACAAUCCAAGCCAACUGCGGACGGAACCUCUGCUACUGCAAAUGAUAGUCUUCUCUCGUCCAAUUUUUCGUCAAGUCUUUCUGCAACCUUUAAUCAGUCUUCCAGUUCAAGUAAAGAAUUCUCACAAAGUUCACCCAAUCCUUUGUUGGCUAAAGCACCCGGAAACAACCGCGACUCAACUGUGAAUGUUAAGCAGGCCCUAGGGAAAGAGUUGUCGUUAGAUUCAUCGAACAUUACGUUGGGGCCAGGAGGGCUUGAUAAACCUCCGUCUUUGGAGCAGGGAUUGCCCCCAAAUAUAUCACAUCCUCUCCUGGGUGUUGAAUCGACCCGGAAUAACUCGACCUUCGCGACCCCCAAUCCUUUGCUUCAUGCAAGCUCGAGCUCAAGCUCUUCGAGCAACACACAAGCAACAGAAAACCAAGUUCAGUCCAGCAGUUUUUCCGAAUCCCGGGAUCCGUUGAUUGACUCUGCGGCUAGAAAGGUGGAGAAUAACCAUGGGGCAUCUCAAGUCAAACAAGCGACAUCCAAUGAGUGGCGGAUCUCCGUCCAGAAUUCUUCAUCUGGAUUUUCAGGCCAAUCGCUCAACAUGACUCCCAACAGGACUCAUCCACAGCUCUUGGAGUCCAAGAGGUUUGGAAGUCAGAAUAGCACACAAUCUUUCAACCUUACUCAAUCACGUUCGACUUCUCAAGAGGUAGAUUCCCAGCUGGGCAAAAGCGUUCGUGCUUCAACCCAAACCAACAGCCGUAGCUCAGCUCACACUUCAAGCUCAAGUUCGGAAAGCACCUCCACCACCCCAGUUUCGAAGGAAGAGAGUCCAAAAUCCUCAGAACAGAGCCCGGCGAGCUCAUGGAUCGGCAAGACACUCUUGCCGAGUGCUUCGCCCAGUCAAGAUCAAGGAUAUCAGGUCAGCACUGGUGGAAAAAUCACCGUAAUUUCAGUCGGCUUGGGGUUUUCUAUCGGGGUUCUGAUCUUAGCCCUGGUGGGAGGAUUGAUGAAACGAAGGAUGCUGAGGAAGAACCGGCCACCAAGCUUCGAGAUCUCAAGGCCCAAGAGCCAUUUGGUAGAGGAAGGUAAUUCGAGCUUCUCCUCUCCGCGGGAAAGCAAUAUGGAAGGUGGCCUGCACGUUCCCGGUGUGCCAUUUCACCCGGAGUAUCAGAUCCCUGAUGACGAAGAAGUCGGGCUUGAUCCGUUUAGGACUAGCUAUCGACCGAACGCCUCUGACCCCCACGACAGAUACAACAGUUAUGCCAGUAGCUUUGGAAACUUUGUACAACCAAGGCCAGAUAUCGAUCAGGUUCAUUACCCUGGCCAAUUCUCAAGUCACCCACAAGAAUAUCUAGGGCCAGGUCCUCGAAGAUCAGACGGGACGAGCGUGAUUCCGAUCACAUUUAACCAGUUUGGCGGGCAGCCAAGACUGGGGCCACUUGAUCUCGAGGAUGAUGGCUAUGGAAGGCCAGAGCAUCUUCCCCACUCCGGUACCCCAUGGAAUCCACACCAACAACAGCUCAAUGAAGAUUGCGGGACCGAAGUCGGCACUCGUUAUAGUGAUGGAGAGACUAUGAUUGAAGAUGGAGAUGCGCCCCCUGUUCCGCGCUUAGAUUGGGAUCGAGUGCCACCUGUGCCUCCUUUGAACAUGGAUCGAUUCGAUAGAUGAUCACCUUCUUUUACACAAAACUAUUCUUGUAGAUCCCACAAUUUUCGUUUUUCUUUCAACUUCACGUAUUGUUGUCUUUUGUAUUUUGUGAUCCCGAUUUGUC